Astrephomene gubernaculifera is the source of this 5332-nucleotide messenger RNA. The record is from the annotation of a GenBank genome assembly. Lineage: Eukaryota; Viridiplantae; Chlorophyta; Chlorophyceae; Chlamydomonadales; Astrephomenaceae.
UAAACACAUAACGUGCAUAGUGUAUAGCUGUAUGUGACGUCGAGAUGGGGCCGUUUCAGUUGGUUUCCUUGGUUCCAAAGAAAGCAUAGGCUCGUUCUCAGGCGGUUCUUACGUGUUGCAGACCUGACCACGCCCGUCGCUGAUUACCGUAGUAAGCUUCGAGAGAUAAGACUGUUACCACUUAACGCAUAACGUGAUUUUCCUAGCAGCCAAGGUUCCGCUUUGCAAUUUUUAUUACGCUGUUCGGUGGCCCCUCAAAAGGCCUCCCAGCAAUUAACAUGACCUCUUGGAUGCCGUGGUCGAGGUGUUGACUUAUUGCACCCGCGUGAAUGGAGUCCAACGGGGGACCAAGGGUGGCUUACGUAGUCGUGACCAAAGGCCUUGACUACCCAACUGCCGAGGAUCGCCGUCCCUCCGGUGCCCGGUAUACUCGCGAUGCUAUACGUGGAAUGCUCCAGUUCAUGGGUUGCAAGCCGCGCCAUUCCUACAAAGCGGCGCAGCUUGUCUUCCAGAAACUUGAACGCUUUGCGUCGGAGGGCAGCAAAUUCAGCUAUGGUAGCCGGCAGCUUUGGGACGUCGGUCCUCAUGACGAGGGGUCCGUUUACGUAGCCAUGCCGCGUUCAGAAUUCUACGAACUUAUAUGCAGCACGCUGACGGAGUACAAUUACAAGUAUGUCCCGUCAUCGGACGAGAUUAAGGCAGCGUGCAGCUUGCGAGAGCGCCGUCGCCAUGUCAUCGUGCUUCUGUGCGGUACCAGCGGCAGCGGCAAAUCCACGCUGGCGUCUAUCCUGGCCAGCAGACUGGGCAUCAGCACUGUCCUCUCUACUGACAGCGUACGGCACAUGAUGCGCAGCUUCACGUCUGCAGCGGAGACGCCGCUGCUCUUCGCGUCGACCUACGAGGCUGGGGAGGCGCUUCGAAAGCAGCAAGCCCUCGACGAGGCACGGCGGCAGCAGCAACAGCAAUUGCUGCAUCAGCACGGUUCUCCGGCUCAUCAGGCUCAGCAACCACCGCCAGCCCAAGGCGGGGCUGCUGCCUCCGCUGCCCCAGAUGCCAGCGGUAGCCGACUCGAGAACCAGCCGUCCAGUAAUCCUGCCCCUGUGCCCGCGUGCGCCACUUCGGCAGCCCAUGUCGCAGCCGGACACGCCUCUUCGGUGCCCUCGACAGCAGCAACGGCAGCGGCGCCUGCUCCCAGUGCGCAUGACCAGGCGAUCCGCGGCUACAAGGCCCAGUGCGAGCUGGUUUCGGAGCAGCUUGAGCAGCUGAUCUGUGGUUUCGAGGCUCGGCGGCAGAGCCUGGUGGUGGAGGGGGUGCACCUGCAUGUGGGGCUGGUGAUGCGGCUGCUGCAACGGCAUCCGGGGGUGGUGCCCUUCCUGGUCUACAUCAAAAGCGAGGGCAAGCACACUGAGCGCAUGGCGGUGCGUGCCAAGUACAUGACGCUGGAUCCCAACAAGAACAAGUACGUCAAAAACAUGAGGAACAUCCGCUGGAUCCAGGAUUACUUGUUGCGGAAGGCGGAGAAGCACGCCAUCCCGUGCGUGGAGAACUCCAACAUCGACCGCUCGGUGGGGCUCAUCCACCUGACGCUACUGGGCUGUCUGAAGCGCAUGAUGAAGGGCGAGCAGAUCCUGGACGGCGGCUCAUCCUCCGUCCGCAUGUUACACAAUGAGUUCUCGACUGUGGUGGAGUCGCUAGCUGGGACGACACUUGCAGCUGGUCCCACCGCCCCUGCAGCUGUGGCCGCGGCCGUUGCUGGCGGGCAGCAGGUGCCUCGAGCUGAGAGCUUCAACAGCAGCUCACAACAACAGCAGCAGCGCAUGCAGCUGGGGUCGCCGCGCUCCUUCAAGCGCGAGUCCGCGCCCAUGGCCUCUCGAGGUCCGUCGGGCGACGAUGCGGGCGUGGAAGUGGACGCGGUUAGUGCGGCGCGUGUCAACAGUAGCUCGCAGGUCGACGCGCUACUGCAGCAGCUGCAGGAGAUGGGGCAGAUCGGUGUCACCCUGCCGCUAUCGUCAUCGCCUCAGCAGCAAGCGGGGUCGGCGCCGGCGCAGCAAAGUCAGGGUAAGACCUGCAAUGUGAGCUGCGGCAGCAGUCCUAGUGAGCCAAUGCCCUGGGGGCCAGCCUCUUCGUCGCCGGAACAACGCCUGGUUGGUGCACGCGGCGACAACGGUCAUAAAGUGGGCUUGUCGCGGCCACCCGAUGCGGUGUUGUUUGGCUUCGCCACUAGCCAGGCAACAGGGCCAGGUGCCGCUUCAUCCGCGCUGCUUCCGGGCGAAGGAGCAGCAUCGGCUACGCGAGCCGCUGGGUUCUUCGGACCGGGCGCGGAAGGAAAGGAGUUGAGCUUCACUAGCGCCGCAGCCGCCGGGCCGUUUGUGCUGCUGUCACCGCCGCUGUCGCCCCACCGUGAUGCACACGCCGCGAUACAUGCCAGCGCCAAGACUGUAGGAUCCCACCUGCCUCAGCAGCAGCAGCAGCAGCAGGAGAAUGGCAGCGGCAGCGGAAGUAACAGCAGCAUGGCGCCCCGGACGGCUAGCUUUUGCGGCGGCGCGUCUCCCUCGCGCGGUCCCAUGCUGCUAUCCAGCCUGCUGCGACUCGCAUGUCAGCAGCAGCCACCGCAGCAACAGCAGCAACUGCUUGCGCCGCAUGGUUCCUCUCCACCGCGGGACUCACAGGACGAAACUCAUAGUUGCGGUCAGCGGCAAACGCACGGGCAGCAGCCUGUGCAGGCAGGGGAGCAGCAGGAGGCAAGUCCGCCCUUCGUUCCGUUCGUGGGAAUGUCGCCUCAGAGGCCAGCUAACUCAUUCGAGCGCCGCGUCAGCGGCCAGGACGGUGUCCUGCAGGUGGCCCCAUGCAGCCCAGUGUACGGCGCUCCCUUGUAUGACAGUAGUUUGGCUUCUGGCACGGACAAAGACAGGAGCAGCAAGGCCAUUGAAUGCGGUGGGACUGCAGGACUAAAAGGGAGCGCUGGAGGCAGCGCCGGCGUCGCUACCGAGGGCAGUAGUCGAGGCAAUGGUGAGCGGUUGGCUGCGGUCAGUGGUACGGCGCUAGCUGUGCGGGAUGCUGGCGAUCCUUUGAUUCAUCGCGCAGCUUCUUCUGCAGCAAUUGCAGUAGGCUCACCGCUCUCACGCAGCCGCAAUGCGAAUUGCCUGUCAGCCGAGCAGCAGCAGCACUUGGACGCAGUACUGCCGGCAUGGGUACGGCAGCUAGAGCCCCGCAUAGGCUCCCCGGCGAAAUCUGGUAGCGGAGGCGGUGGAGGUGGAGUCGGCAUGGGAGUCCUCCCUCCGCUACCGGUUUGUCCACCAUCCGUGCCCGUGUCGGGCGAAAGUGAACGGUGCUUGCAUGGCUGCCAAGCUGUUUUGAAGGGACAUGGCGUAGGUGGCGUUGGUGGCUUCACCGACGCAGUUGGCGGCAGCGCUGCGGCAGCGGGUUCGGGCCAAGAUGCCCCUGUUGACGCUCUGGAAACCAACGGCGUUGACGGUCGUGUAGGUCCGCCAGCUGUACUCCUGGAUGCGCCCACGGCAGCAGCCGCUGCUGCCGCCACUGCCAGUGCGCUUUCGCGGUUUGGCAACGACUGCUCCGACGAGGUUUUGGCGGCGGCCGUGGCGUCAGCGAUCCUGGAUGAACAGAUGGACGGCGUGACGGAGCCGGACAUGUCGAAUGCCCGGCAGCAGGGGCAGCACAGCCAACAGGGAUCGCGCAGGUCCACAGCAACUGGGUCAGGUCAUGUCAGCGGCGGCCCAAGCCGCAAAUGUACGAGCGGCAAUGGCGCGCCGUACUCGACGGACAGUGGCAGUAUGGCUUCCGGUAGCGCCCUGCCACUUAAGCCGCCUGGCGGCGAGGCGCAAUCGCAAAGCCCGGACUCGCACCCAUGUACCGAAGUGGCAAUGUCAGCAUGUGCCGCUUGCGGAGGAGACCCGCUGUAUCAUAUGCAGACUCCUGCAGAAACUGCAUGCAUUCCGGGAUCUCCCGCAGUGUCGGGUUUCACAUCAACUGCUGCUGCCUCAGUGCAACCGGCAUCAUCGGGGCCGCCGCCGCAAAUGCCACAUGCAACACCCAACGGGGUCGGCUCAUCCAUGAGCGGCAUGGGCGCGUUCGCGGUGGCUCCCUCUUGGGCCGCCGCCGCGGCCGUCGGCUCGCCGAGUUUCCUGCGCUCCGGGAGCCGUUGCUUGGGGGAGUCCUCGUCGCCGAGCCGCAGCGGCUACUCCAGCGAUGAAGGCGACGGCGCGAACGAUGACUCCACCGCGGCGGGGAGCGGCGCCUGGCCGGCACGGCGACGGUCACAUGUAGGAGCGCUGGGUCGCGACGUGGAGGCUGACAGCGAUGAUGACCCUGACGACGAGGCAUACGGCGGGGCUAGUCCUCUGCAGGAGUACGGCAGCGUGUACGAGAGCGCAACGCAUGAUGACAUGGACGAGCACGGCGACGAGGAGGAGGCGCUGCCGCUGGAGCAGGGCCGCUCCAAUACCAUCAUCAAGCAUCUUGCAAGCGCACUGGAACGAAGCCGCAUGCGCGCCUCGGCCUCGGCAGCCGCAGGCCGCUUGCCCGGGGGCCACCGGUCUCCGUGCCCGCCGCCUGCGGCGUCCUCCGGCGCGGCUUCACGCGGCGGCAUCGGCCGUCGUAGGUCGGGGAGGGUAAGCCAACGCGGGCUGCUUGCGAGCUCAACUGCAGGGUGUGGUGGUGGUGACGCAGGCGCGGGGGGCAGCAACAGCCCCGGCAUGCAGCUGAUGCGGCAGAUGCUGCGCGGCGGCGCGAUGGCGCGCUUGGUCACACCGGCUGCGGCGGCUGACACUGCCGCAGCGGCGCCCAGCCAACAAUGUAUGCCCAGUCAAGAACGUGCAGUGGGUCAGAGCGGUGCAUCAGCAAGUGCCGAAUGCAAUGUGUCGUCUGGUGUGGCAGGAGUGACGGAGAGCAGUGAUACGGGCGCAGGUCGUAUGCACGGUGUGGCUGGUAGCGUAGGGAAUGUAGAUGCAGGUGUAGAUACAGAGGGGCGGAAGGCAGGGGUAACCAAUGCUGAUGAAAAGCAAAUUGGGGCACGCUUGCUUACCCCGUUCGCGUCGCCAAUCUGAUUGUAGUAUAUGUAAUUUGUAGAUAGGCAAGUUUUAUGGUUUAAAGAGAGGAAAACAGAGUGUCCAGACUAGAUGUGUAGGUUCGCAGGUGAUAAACCAAGGCCAGGCAGGCAGGUCAGGUGUAAUGGCUGGCAUGAAACUGUAUGCAACAGUGCACGGUAGUUUCUGCAUGUCCCGAAAUAAUGUGUUUGCUGUGAUGUUCGCCUUUCAAUGAGUAUGCUUCAUGUGCGCUGCCCCGAACGUGUGGUAAUGCGUCGUCAUGUAACGAG